AUGUCGGAGGAUCUUUGUAGAGAAGGACAAUUAUCUACAGAACAAAUUCGUUCUAGAGUUUUGCAAAAUAUAAAUUCUACUCUUGAAUCCAUGGGCAAGAACAUUAAACAAUUUUAUCUUUCAGAUCUAUCAAUCCCUUCUGAUGAAACUGAUGAUUGUUGCAAAGAUAUAGAAGAUGAGCGCAAUAUAUUAGUGUCUGAGGUUGAUUUGAUGUCUGUGUCGUUGUUAAACACAAAACAACAACUUGCAUAUUCUAAAAUUGUUAAUGCAGUACUUUAUGGAAAUCCAGGAUAUUUCUUUAUUGAUGGACCUGGUGGAAUUGGGAAAACCUUUCUAUAUCGAGCAAUCUUAGCUACAACAAGAACGCACAAAUUGAUCACUCUCGUAACUACAACUUCAAGAGUUGCUGCAUCACUUUUGCCUAAUGGAUGCACUACGCACUCACGGUUCAAAAUUCCUAUAGAUGUUGAAAGCAAAAUUUGUUGUAAUGUCAGCAGACAGAGUGGCCUAACAAAACUUUUGAAAGUUGUUGCACUUAUAAUAUGGGAUGAAGCAUCGAUGCAAGAUGACAAAGUAUUGAAGCACUUGAUGAAUUGUUAA
This is a messenger RNA of Camellia sinensis, 600 nucleotides long. Lineage: Eukaryota; Viridiplantae; Streptophyta; Magnoliopsida; Ericales; Theaceae. The record is from RefSeq and is a predicted model, not a curated record.